Messenger RNA from Nomia melanderi (Alkali bee), 524 nucleotides. The record is from RefSeq and is a predicted model, not a curated record. Lineage: Eukaryota; Metazoa; Arthropoda; Insecta; Hymenoptera; Halictidae.
AAUCACGGCUGUCGCGGUAUCUACAGGUGCGAACAAUGCCUGUCGAAAAAUGACAAUUGAUAAACAACGAGGCUUCAUCGGAAACAUUUCACUGAAAAAUGAAGAAGACGCGCGAUUUCCGGUUUUGUUCAAGUGGGAAGUUGUCUACCGAAGCUGCGCCGAAAGCAGGAAAAUGGACCGAUUCUGGGAAGCCAGCAGGUGUCAGAGAUCAUAUCGGUGGUCCAGAUGAAUCGACGUGUUCCUGGCUACCUGAGCAGGACAAAGGGUUGAAACAUCCCCUCAACAUGGAGACUCCUAAAAAAGCUAAAAACGGACAAGACGUCUCCAUCCUCUUCAGCGAGCGUCUCCAUGUGCAAGGUCAUCAUUACCAAAGGGAACAAUCAAUGACGAUUCCGUCGGGCUCGUCAAAUGUCGCGCACUUUCGCCGUCUGGAAUUAACUUCUUCAGCAUCGGAUCGAAAUGGAUUUAAAACAGAGGGCAGGCCAAUAGAAAGACGGGCGCAGUACGCAUGCGGGCUCCGAUAA